AUGGAUUCAUCAUUUUCUUCUUUUGAACAACCUGAAUCUUAUUAUAAAUCACAAAACGAUUCUCAAGAAACUUCUAUAGCCGCCGAAAAGCAACCUGCCAUUUUGGCAACUCAUCGUCACCUUAGCAAUGCUGAAAUUUCUCGUUACAUUGCUAGUUUAUGGAGAAAUGAAACAAAUGAAAUUCGUUUGAAAUGGGAAAGAUUCGCUGACCAAACUAAACUUGAACACAUGAAAGCUUAUCCUAAUUAUGUUUAUCUUGGACCAAUUAGAGUAUCUACCAGAGGUCAACAUCGUGUUAAUGUGAUUGAUAGACCUCAAUUGAAUACUACAAGUUAUACAUCAAUGUUAUCAUCGCCUCCAGAUAUUACUUCUUUUUAUGAUCCUUUGAUGAAUACCCUUGAUGACCUUUGGAGAAUAAUCCCAACUCAAUCUGAUGAAAUCUCUCAGCAACAACAACAACAAUUAUCGGGAACUGAUUUCUCGUAUCAUCAAAUUACUGAAUUAUCAUCAUCAUCUCCUCCUACUACUACUUCUCCUUCUGCUUCUACUAUUCCUACUACUAUUCCUACUACUAUUCCUACUACUAUUCCUGUUUCUAUUCCUUCUCCCACAAAUUCCCAUACUAAUUACCAUGAAAAUACAAUUGUGGAUCCUUCAAUAGUUUAUUUAUCACAUGAACAAGUCAUUAAGUCAUUAUGUUAUGAAACAUCAAAAUCACAUGAUUAA
Diversispora eburnea is the source of this 726-nucleotide messenger RNA. The record is from the annotation of a GenBank genome assembly. NCBI's taxonomy places the organism in Eukaryota, Fungi, Glomeromycota, Glomeromycetes, Diversisporales, Diversisporaceae.